AGGAGUGGUUUGCAGUCCGCGAUACCGUGGAGCAACUACUUGCCGGGGGUCGUCGGGGUCGCACCGACGCAUCCUCCAAGCAGGAGUCACGGGGCACCGCCGGUCUUGGGGCCGCAUCCCGCUGCAAGUCAUCGAGGUCACUCGGGUCAUCCGAGCGACCCGGGCGGGGCUCCGGCCGCCGCCGCGCACGUAGCCAACUGCAACUUGAGUAUAUCUCAGCAACGGGAGCGCGAGGAGCGAGAGAUCCGGGAGAUCCGCGAGCGGGAGACCGAGAAGCAGCAACAGCGCUCGGGGAUCGAAGCCAGGGAUCACAUGCGGGAUCACAUGGCCGCGCACCACAGAGCCACCUACUACACGCUCACGGGUCACGCGAAUGUACCUACACAGGUGCCGCGACCCUCGAGCGUGCCCGGAAAGGUCGACUACCCGCCUCCGCCGGCGCACACGCGGUUGACGAAGCCGCCAGGUGCUCUUCACGAGAAAUCAUCCACUGUAGUUGGCUCGUCGCACAGCUCAUUACCGAAAGCCGAGCCGAACGUGAACCUGUUCAAUUAUUCGUCGACGUACCAGCCGUCCUGUCCGACGUACCUGCCGCCGCACGAUCUGAAGAACGAGCUGCGACAGUCGUCGUCAAAGUCUCAGCCGGGCAAGAGCGGGCUCGCCGGCGACCACGAGAGGGACCACCACGGCAGAGAGGUGCUGCAGAACCCGCCGUCACUGCUGCCGGAUCACAAGAGCUCGGUGAUUGUGAAGAACGAGGGCAGGGAACUGGCGAAAGCGCCGACGCCGCAGCAGCUCGCCCCGAUGAACGCGAGAAGCUACUUGCCUCUUCAACCAAUGCCGCACAAGUCAUACGAGCCGCCAUUCAGGAGUUUGACGCAGAGCCCGCACCAUCUGCAUCCCGCGCAUCCUAUGGAAAGUCUACAGGCGGCGAAGAGCAUCGUCUCGUCGGCGAGUCAUCAUCGGGGCGGUAGCGGCGCGCCGACGACGACGACGACGACGCAGCAGCAACUGCCGAGUCCGCACAGCCAUCCGCCACCGCCGCCAGCGCCUCCCGAACCGCGUCUGCAUUCGCAUAAUCCCCGUCAAUCCCCGCACGCCCUGCCGUCGCAGCAUCCGCAUCAACCACCCCCGCCGCCGCAUCCUUCGCCACCCGAACCGCGCUAUCUCAACAGGUCGGAAGCAGCGGGUCUGCCGUACGGCGCGGCCAAGUCCACGUAUUCGUACCCGCAUCCGCCCACGGCCUCGCCGACGCCGUCGUCGCACUACACCACGCCGCCGCCGGCCGGCUCUAAGCCGAAAGUCAGCAGCCCGGCGCCGCCGCACAUUUACGGCAAGCCUAACUCCGGUAUCAUGACCGGCACGCCGGUCUGCCGUGCCUCCGAGCCGCCCGUCGCCGCACCGAUACCAUUGACCUCGAAGGCCGGCAGUUCGCCUUACCAGCAAGUGCCUCAUCAUCACGGGGCGCCGCCGCCGCCGUUGCCGCCGCCCGCGCAUAGCCGGCCGCCGAUUUACGACGGUCGCUACGUCGGCUCGUUGGCGAGCGCAAAACUGCCGCCACCGCCGUUACACGGUUCUCCACCAACGGCCGCCUCGGCGCCGCUUUCGAGGCCGAUCGCCCACCCUCAUCCCGCUCAUCUCAGUACCAGUCCGCAUCAGCAGUCAGGUCAGACGUUGCAGCACGCGCAGUCCCAGAUCACUACGGCCUUCCAGACGCAACCGCUCGACCUCGGUGUGGAGAGAUCGGGCUCGCCCAAGAGGAAAGCGCCGACGCCAUUGUGCGACGGUAACAGUCAGCCGGUGUCGUUGGAAGUCUUCAAGAAGAGAAGAACCGAGGAACCGCAACCAUUGUCCUUGCAAUGCGUCGGCCAACCCGUUCUGUCGAGGGUGAGCGAACCAAGUCCGCUCAUUGCCUCGGCCGCCACGUCCAUCACCACGGUCGUCAAUACCGCGGCGUUGCUGGCACAGUCGAAUAGUCAAACGACGCAGGAGCAACGCACGGUGACGGCUGUGAGCCUGGCACCAGGCGCCGCUAGCGGUGACGGUUCCACGCGACCCGCCAGCACCGGUAGCGUUUGCUCGCUGAACCCCGCGCCAUUGAGCGCUGCACCUAGCCCAGCACCUAUACCCAGUCCGGCGCCAUCUACAGCUCCCAGUCCGGCGCCCAGCGCGCCCGGCACUCCCGCCAAAGUAAACCCUAGUACCGGGGCGGACAGCGAGAAGUCCAACAGUCCGGCACCGAGGCCGCCUAGCAGUACUAGUUAUCCGGGGCACAAGUUGAAGAAGGCGUGGCUGCAGAGACACUCGAGAUGCGAGGACGGCACCGAGAAUAUCAGCAAUAUGGUCAGCAGUGUCACGUUACCCUUGAAUAUCUCCAGGGAGACGCCGUCGUCGAACAGCAAGGAUCGCGACAGCAGCAACACGUCGAAUGCGAACAACAGCAACGCGCCGACCACCUGCUUACCUAGUGCGGUUAAUUCGAUUCACAAUAUUGGUAGCAUGGCGGUGAAUAGCAUUCAAAAGAGCAAGGUCACCGGCAAGAGUGGUCGGAAACCAGCGAACAAGGAGUCGCUGAACGGUCACGCCACGGACACUAGCAAAACCCCGCAAGAGGACUCGUCCAGCAGCGACCCGGAGAGGAAGUCGCCGCCAAAACGAAAGCCACCCAAGGUAAAACGAAAGAAGGGCGCCGCACGAAGGCAACAAACGGCCGCGGAAGAUCAGCGGAGGCGAAAAGAGGACAAGCAAGGCGGCGGAGCUGGUGCAGGCAGCGAGUCCAGCAACGAGAGCGAGGCGGGCUCCGCCAGUGACACCAGCGAACAAUUGAGCACCAUUCAACCUGCUUCGAGGGUUCGACAUACCACGGCCAAUUCCAACAAUUCCUCAGGAAACGCAGGAAAUAAGGAGCCGAGGAAACGUGGUAGAAGACCAAAGACUACGAAAGGCAAUGAAGUAGGAGGGGAAGAUCAGCAGCCUCGUCAGAAGAAGGAACGUAGAGACGACAGUACAAGCGGCGGUAACAAUGGACCAGGCGGAAGUGGCGGACGAGGUGAUCCCUUUCGUAAACCACCGAUAUCGCAAUUGAAGAAAACUGGGGAGAGCUGGCUGCAGGAUGGCGCUUGUUUCGAGGUGGCUCCAAAGCUAGCCAAGUGUCGCGAGUGCCGAUGGACGCCGCAUCAGCGCUCCAAGAACCUUCCUCAAAACAUCUUCUGCAGAUUUUACGCGUUUCGCAGACUGCGUUAUACCAAAAACGGACAAUUGGCAAUAGCGGGAUUCAGCGACCCACACAAGGAUGCAUCCGAAGAUGAUCUUCGAUUAUGGUUACCAGGAAAAGAUAAUCAAGAAACAACAGGAAAAGAUGACAAAUCGGAGAAAAACGAGAAAGACAAAGGUGACCGAGAAGAUUUAGAUUUAGAAAUGGCUCAUCGGCUGCUUCGACAGGUUGGCGAUCAAUUUUGUGAUCUUUUACAUCAAGAAAAGGACGCUCUUCAAGAACACAUGGCUGAAGCGAGUUCGGGGGUUGUAGACGCAACAGUAGCAUGGAAACGAGUGAUCCAAGGUGUUCGAGAGAUGUGCGACGUGUGUGAGACUACCUUAUUCAAUUAUCAUUGGGCCUGCGGCAAAUGCGGUUUCGUUGUGUGCAUCGACUGUUAUAAGGGACGUAAAAAUGGGACAAUCAAGUGUUGGGGCGAGAGUGGAAAAGACAGAGACGAAUUCUCAUGGCUUCUAUGCACGAAUAGACAAGCACAUGAACCGGAACGGCUCAUGCUCACGCAAAUUAUCGCUGGGGACAGUCUUUUGCGAUUGGGGCAACGUCUGCACGACUGUCGUGGAGAAUGGGGAAUCCCCCAACAUUGCGUUUGUUCUCUCGUAACUUCGACACAGUCCAACGAGAUCCUUCGAAAUCUGAUCAAAGGUGAUUCUGUGCUUGUUCUCAACGGAAAUGUAAAGGAUGCGAAGGAAGAGAAGAAGAUAAAUGAAUCUAACGGUGCAUCGGAAAGCAAGACCAACGGCGAGGAUAAAAACUCACCGCUGAACUGGCUAGCGGAUGUAGCGUUGCAGAAUCAGGACAAAAACGAAAGCGGUUCGAGUUCGGAUUCGGAUGAAGAUCGCGAGAACUUCUCAACAUUACGGGAAUUGCUCAUCAGGCCAUCGCACAAGUCAAAUGGUAGCGGCGGAUCCAGAUCAAAUUCGCCGACUACCAACUCGAGCGGUGGGGUAAACGCUACUAGCGGGGCCAGCAAUAACGCUUCGCAAAAUAAUGUCGCCAAAUCCAAAAAAUCAAAGAUGGAUACGCUUGAUGAGGUAAUAUCCAGUGUGAUCGAGCAUAGUGUGAAGAAGGAAAGGGAUAGCGGUCUGGACGACGAAAAACCACGGGAGUUGAAGCAUUUUGUGCGACGUUACAAGUGGACUCAGCGUGGCCGAGAGCCAUUACCGAUCAGAAUUAUGACGUUGACGGAGAGUAAAAGCCUCUAUCCGGAUGUCCCGCAUUCCUGGCUCUGCGAUGGCAAACUAUUGAGGUUAAACGAUCCGAAUAAUCCCAAUAACUACAGAAUAUUCCAGGAUCAAUGGAAGCGAGGACAGCCGGUGAUCGUAUCGGACGUUUCCAAGGCGCUGGAUAUGAAUCUCUGGCAUCCGGAUUCGUUCGCCCGCGAUUUCGGCGAUGAGAAGAAUGAUCUCAUUAACUGUAUGACCGGCAAUUUGGUGCCCAAUCAACCGAUGCGUAAGUUCUGGGAGGGAUUCGAGAACUACUCGAAACGGCUAAAGGACGACCGGGGAAAUUCCAUGCUGCUGAAAUUGAAGGAUUGGCCGCCUGGCGAGGAUUUCGCUGAGCUACUGCCAUCAAGAUUCACGGAUCUAAUGAAGGUUCUUCCAUUAUCCGAGUACACGCAUAGGAACGGCAGACUAAAUUUGGCGAGUCGUCUGCCUAAUUGCUUCGUGAGACCAGAUCUGGGCCCAAAGAUGUACAAUGCUUAUGGUUCCGCUCUUCACCCCACUAAAGGCACGACUAACCUUCAUCUCGAUAUCUCGGACGCUGUAAAUGUCAUGGUAUAUGUAGGGAUCCCAAAGGAUGCCGAUAGCAACGAACACAUCAAAGAAGCGUUGAAAGCAAUAGACGAAGCAGGCUGUGAUGUUCUGACGCGUCGUCGUGCUCGCGACCCUAACGAAGCACCUGGUGCAUUAUGGCACAUUUAUGCGGCUCGUGAUGCGGACAAGAUUCGAGAUCUUUUGAAUGCUGUUGCCUUAGAACGCGGAGCUCGCUUGGAGCCGCAUCAUGAUCCCAUACACGAUCAGAGUUGUUACUUGGAUGGAGCAUUGCGCGAUCGAUUGUAUCGAGAAUACGGUGUCGAAGGAUACGCCAUCGUUCAGUGUCUGGGUGACGCAGUAUUCGUUCCAGCUGGCGCACCGCAUCAAGUCCGCAAUCUUCACAACUGCAUAAAAGUGGCCGAGGAUUUCGUGUCGCCGGAAAACGUUUCUCAUUGCUUCCACUUGACCCAAGAAUUUCGUGCAUUAUCCGACACGCAUACUAAUCACGAGGACAAACUCCAGAUCAAGAACAUCAUUUAUCACGCCGUGAAGGAUUCUCUGACCGUCUUGGCUAACGUUAAGGAGGAGACUCUAACUAAACUGGCCAAGACCAACAAUGAGACAAAAAAUAAGGAAGAGACCUAGCCGUAAGUUCUUGCGGUACGGUCGUAAGACCUUUUGAUAAAAUUCCCUUGAUUGGGUCUCGUCAUGCGGGCGAGAUUAAUCGUUGACGAUCUCCCGAACCCAGCAAAGCUGGCGAAAUCGGGAGAAUUUGUAGAAGAGAAUCCGUUCUCGCCGCGGAAAAAUCAUCGAAAAAGUGCGAGGAUUGUGAUAUAUACAUACAAUAUACAUACUUACAUAAAUACACGCAUACAUAAAUACACGCAUAAAUACAAGUAUGUAAUGUUAAUAAAUUUUUUUUAUCGGGAUGAGAAAUAUAUUGGUUGAGCCAAUAAUGAUUAAUUAUUUACAUUGUUUUAUUUGAAUUUUCUUAUGUAUACAUUUUUUUUGCUCUCCCGUAUUUUUUCCCCAAGAGAGAUGCCCGCGGACAUGAAGUCCGACGAGCUGUACCAUGAGUGGAAAAAAAAUUGUGAACCGGAUUGCGCAUAGAUAAAACGCCGCGUCCAUUACUUGUGAUAAUGAUAAUGACUCGAAUUUUGACUCGCAUACAUUAUUUGUAAUUAAUUAUAUCGUGCCUGUAUCCAAUACACACAUACAUACACAUAAACACUGUCUAUAUUAUAUAAAUGUAGAUAAUUGUGAAAUAUUAUGUAAUGAAUUUUUGCUAGCAACUACCAGAUAGAAAGGAGGGAAAAAGAAAAAAAGGGGUUGUCUAGAAAUACCUUUGUGCAAUUAGAUGUUCGUACUAUUAUAUAUAGCUCUGGAUCAAAGCGAUAACUGUGGAUCCAUUUAAUCGUGUGCUCUGGUGAUCUGGUGCUUUCGGUAUUUGAUUAAAGUCCCGGCCAGAGAUAGCCGAUACGUAUUCGCGUAUUUAAGUCUCUUAUGUUCCACGCGACAAGGGCAUAAGGAUAAAAAAACACUGCCUAAUUAAUCGGUCCGACGAUAAUGGAAGAGAUAAAUGAAUCUUUUCGCACUUUUAUUAGUAGAUAAUUUGCAUCGUUCGCGUUCUUUAGAGGCAUAUUGUUUUCCAAUGGCGACAUAUGUAUCGGUUAUGCGAGCGGCGGGGGGGGGGGGGGGUGUUGCUACAAGUUUUGUAUGUCACUUCGAUGUAUAAGACAUCAAAACGAGAGAAAGAAUACAAUUUCUUCGAUAUUAACUUUUCGAGAUAUAAUGGCGGAUGUGUGAAAUAGAUGAACAGUUGAAUUGAACACGUUUUAUUAUUGCUGUCGUGAUUACCCAGUGACUACCCGGCGUGUAAUGAACCGGGAAUAAUUAAUAAGAUGAACGUGUUAUUUUUGUCAUAUACAAAUCGACAAAAGACAGCGAUAACAAUUAUAUUGUAACGACACGCUGAGACGUAAUAUGAGAAAUUAUUUGCAGUAACAUUAAGUAAAAAAAGAAAAAGGAUAACGACUUUUGAAGUGCCAAUGUUGAACGACUUAGAACAUUUAAGUGUGCGCGCAUUGUGUAAGCGUUUAUGCGUAAGUAGAAAAAAAGGAAAAAUGAGAAAUAAAUAAAAGAAAAAGAAUUAGUCACGCAAAAUUCGCAGAGAUGACAGGCCGAGUUCCUAUCAUUUCAUAAGAAUAGUUCACACGAAUCGUAUAAAGUAUUUCCGUUAUUCGUACUGUCAUUGACGAUUCGAAAAUUGCUGUCAUUUCCGGUUUUUUUCCCCCGUAGAAUUUGUUCGAUAGUGCGCGAAUAAACUAUGAUGAAAAUAUAAAUAUUUGCGUUGAUAAUUUAUGACGCGUAAUAAUUUAUAAUAAAGACAGCAAUUCUCGAUUCUAAUAUAAUGUCGUCGAGUAUGCGCGAUUUUCACGACGCAUCAAUCUUAUUAUAUGGCUGGUAUAAUUAACACGAGCGUGUAAACAAAAAGAAGAAUGAGCAGAAAAAAAGGAAAGAAUAAAAAAUAUAUCACUGGCAUCCUAAAAAUCCGCAAGUUCUUUGAUCUCAACAUUCGUCUAGCAUACAACGACUUGAUUAAAUAAUAUUUAACGAGUAAAUUUUUAAAUAUCUUAGUGUCGAUAAGUAACAAUUACAAGAAAAUGUGUAAACUACAAACAACAAAAGUAACUAACUCCAGAACGGCGGUGUAUAAAGUUUUAGGGGGACGUGUAUUUCCGUGUAUUAUUGCUGCAGACGAGACGCUAUUGUUUGUUCUCUUGCUACGUGUAUAUGUACAUACAUUUAUAUAUACAUAUAUACAUCCGUAUAUGUAUACAUAUAUAAAUACGAAGAAGAGGGAAGAAGUCUAGGGACUUGUAAUGGAUAAGGAUAUACACAGACACACAAACCUUUACGAAACACGAAAAAAAUUACACACCUUAUACACACGCGUAGAUAGAUAGUUUAUUAUGCCAUUAUUAUAAUUAUUAUAUAUUAUCAUAUUAUUACGAUUAAUUAUUACGGAAAAUACGAUAUUUAAAUGUUGCUAAAUAUAUGCCGAAAGGAGCACGAGCGCGCGAGUAUAAAUGGUCAAAAAGAAGAAAUUGGAAGAGAAAGAGUUAACGCGAUGCUUAAGCAAAUGAGGAAAAGAUACAGAAAGAAUGUGCGUGAGUGAGAGAAAAAAAGGUGUUGCGUGUGCGUGUGUGUAAUCCGGUGAAAAUGUGACAGAUCGAGAGAACAUGGGGCCGUGUAUUGGGGGCGGAGUUGAAUGGCUAGUAUAACAAUGUACAGACCUUGGAGUCCUAUGCGAUAUAUAUAUAUAUAUAUAUAUAUAUAUAUAUAUAUAUAUAUAUAUCCAUCCCCGAAAAAUGUUCCACCCUAUCUACCUAUUUGUCCUAUCCUACUUUUCCCUUCUAUCAACCACCGGCCGCCCCCAGUCAUAGCAGUUAUGAACCGCGGGCCGGCAGGUCUGAGUAUAAUUUUUUGUACUGUGUAAAUGUAAGAACAUACGUUUGAAUAAGAAAAAUGUUUAUAUUACGAAA
This is a messenger RNA of Nylanderia fulva, 8573 nucleotides long. NCBI's taxonomy places the organism in Eukaryota, Metazoa, Arthropoda, Insecta, Hymenoptera, Formicidae. The record is from RefSeq and is a predicted model, not a curated record.